UAGGUGUACGAUUACAGGUCCUUGAAACGUAGUUGCGAUGACAGCGGCACGUGUCAUGGCGAGUAGUGUUGUCGUGAACGAAAGUAACGUACUGUGAGUGGCUCACACAAAAUCAGACUGCUGAUCAAUUACAAUAGUCGAGAUGAGGGAAGACACGGUGCUGAGUUUAAAGUGGCACAGUUUCCCAUCCCAUUUAGCGGUUUCCCUCGAUACAUGCUAUGAGAAGCAACAGUUUGUAGAUCUUUCGCUUGUGUGCAAAGACGGGACAAUUUUGAAAUGUCAUAAAAUGGUAUUAGCCAAUUCGAGCUCGUUCUUCCGGCGUCUGCUCGUCGCGAACGAUCAUCCUCAUCCCAUGAUCAUCCUUCACGACGUCGAGGCGGACGAGCUAAAGACUAUCAUAAACUUUAUGUACUGCGGCGAGAUACAAGUGGUUCAGAGUGAGGUUAGACGGUUGUUGAAGCUCGCCGAAAUUUUAGAAGUGACUGGACUCAGACACAUUCAGACUUCCGUUUUGGUGGGAGAGUCGAACGACACGUCUCACGAUGAACCCAGAAAAACGGCUACGGUAGCCAAAUUGAAAAUCGAGGAGCCCAAAGCAUUGCCCACUAAACCUGUACCUGAACAUGACCCCAAUGCUAGAUCUCAGAACAAAACGACCUGUCCAACUGCCAGGUUUCUUUCAUCCACUCAUCCCCACAAAGGUGGAGUUAAGUUGCCUCAAGAGAUUACCAAAAAGGGUGAAGAAAGUGCAGUUAAUUUAUUGAGUCAACGAUUGGAGACCGGUAGAUCCGGUAUCAGUAUUGUAGAUGUCAACGACAUGCCAAGCACGAGUAGAGGAAUUCCCAACCCACUUCCUCAAAAAAGAAAAGAUCCUUCUGACAAUGUUAUCAGCUGGCCCAGAAUCUUAUCCGCGAUAUCCAAAGAUCAACCUUUGCCCUUGAAAAAAUUGUGUAUCAUGGAUGAAGUUGAAAUUACACUUGGGAAACCUCCCAUGGUUCCUCAAGAUACUAAGAAAAUUGAACCUUUGGACAAAAGAAAACAAGAGACUAAUUUUGAAGAGAAUCAAACCAUGAACUGCGCUGUGUACAUAAAAGAUGAAGUAGAUAUAUCUCCUGAGAUAGAAGAGGAUGAAUACAUGGAUCCCCUUGAAGUUGAAGAGCUUGAGAAUGAAAGUCCAGAGACUAUUAUGGGCUCUUCCCAAAGAUUUUCUUACACAAACAUUGAUCAAACCUUUAACUCAAGAUCCCUUCCAGAAUUUCCACCAAGAAAGGGAUCCAAUGGUUAAUAAAUGAAAUAAAGAAAACUGAGACAAUUAAUACAUGUUAAUAAAAAUAAUGCUUAGA
This is a messenger RNA of Dufourea novaeangliae, 1343 nucleotides long. RefSeq names its product protein bric-a-brac 2-like. The transcript has a single exon. Bases 143 to 1285 code for a protein of 380 amino acids. Gene Ontology annotation, molecular function: protein binding. Gene Ontology annotation, biological process: regulation of transcription by RNA polymerase II. Gene Ontology annotation, cellular component: nucleus. NCBI's taxonomy places the organism in Eukaryota, Metazoa, Arthropoda, Insecta, Hymenoptera, Halictidae. The record is from RefSeq and is a predicted model, not a curated record.